Molecule: messenger RNA, 627 nt
Organism: Lottia gigantea (owl limpet)
Lineage: Eukaryota; Metazoa; Mollusca; Gastropoda; Lottiidae
Exons: 3
Coding region: 1-627 (208 amino acids)
Biological process (GO): DNA integration; DNA recombination
Molecular function (GO): DNA binding
Source: RefSeq, a predicted model, not a curated record
AUGUGUGUCUUACAGUCGGCUUUAAAGGCCAAUGGUUCACCCCUGAAUAUAUUUGAAGACCGAGAUUUUCUACAGACGAAAACGCCAUUGGACGCCGUUAUGAAGGAGCGGUCUGCUGUUGGACUUUGUGCAUCAAAUCGGAAGAGUGCUGAUAUAAUUACUAUUGAUGAGGAAAAUACGUUAUGGCAAAUGGGUUUGCUGGGCACAGAUAAUCCCAAAAAGUUAUUAAACACAGUAUUAUAUUUAACAGCCCUAAAAACUCUGCCAAACCAGCUUUCUAUUUCACCCCAAUGGCUAAUCAUAAAUCCAAUGGUAAAUGGUUUAGUACGGUACCAAUUGGUCACAAUUCAUUAUUAUCAGUUUAUUAUCAAACAGAUGUGUGCUUAUGCUGGUUUCCAGGGAAAUCGUAGUAACCAUUCUCUAUGGGCCACUACAGCGACAAGACUUUUCAGAGCCCGGGUCUACGAGCAACUUAUUUGCGAACAAACCGGACACAGAAGUAAUGUGGUUAGGUUAUACAAACGGACAUCUGAUGAGCAACUAGCAGAAAUGUCCGAUGCUAUAAAAGCACAACAAUGGAGAAAACUGUACCUACCGAGACAAUUUCUGUUCUGUCUUCGUUUUUAG